CAUUGUGUACAGUAACUAGGAGACGCUGUGUAGGAUGUAUGCAGGACACAGAGAGCCGGGAUCACAGGGGAAACUCCUCCUGACAGACUGAUGGCACCAAAGAAGAAGUCAGUGGGCAAAGCUGGGAAGGUUUCUGAGACUAAUGCCCCUGAACAAGUGGAGGAGGGCGGAGAUGGGACCCCAGCUGUGGAGAGCGCACGGAAGGCGAUCCUUCAAGAGGAGCACAACCAUCUGGUGGCUGAAGAAGAAGGACUGAGGAGGAGGCUGGAGCAGCUGCGCACGGAGAAUGAGCUGCUGCAGGAGGAAGCGGAGAAAGUCCGAGUGGAGAGCCAGGAAUACUUGCUGUACAUGAGCAAGAGGAGCCAGAGGCGCCAGGAUGCCAUAAUCAGUCUGAACGACCAGAACCGGCGGGAGCUGGAGGACAUCCAGCGGCAGAAAUCACAGCUCCAGUCCCAGUUCCAGAAUGAAGAGAAGAAGCUGCGGGACCAACUGCUGGAGAGGGAAACCGAGCUGGCCAACCUCCAGAAAGAGCUGAAAGAGCUGGAGCCCAUGAAGGAACUAGAGAAGGAGCAGGCCUCCCUCGUAAGACGCCUGGAGGAGGAGGUGAUGGCCACCCGGGGGAAGCAUGCAGAGUCCCUGCUUAGUGUGAAGAGCGCCUUCCUGCAGCAAAAGGCCCAGUGCCAGCAGGACUCUGAGCAGCAGCUGAACCAGCUGUCCCAGAAGGCCCAUGAGGAAGCCAGAAAGGCACUGCAAGAGGUCAGCAGAAAGGUGAAUGAGCAGAACCAAGGCCUCAGGCAGGAGCUGUCCCAGCUCAUCCACCGAUUCCGAGUCCUGCAGGCUCAGCAGAAGAGGAUGAUGGAGCAGAACAAGCAGCUGCAGAGGGAGCAGCAGUGUAGGAAGGACGCGGGGAAUGUCCAGCGCAAGAUGAGGCUGGCGUCCACUCUCCCAAGUGUAUGAUGUAGAAUCUGCUGUUGGGCAGAGGGAGGACACUGGGGGGAGAAUAGGCCUCACGCUGUAUGGAUGUCCACCACGCAGUAUAGUGGACGAUCAUCUAAUCCUAUAGACAUGAGGCAUAUACAAGGUCCUGGUGCGUGUAGUACAGAGGGGGGGUCUCAUGCUCUGACCUUCUUCAACCCACAAAUGUGAUAAAUUGAUGUGUAAAGAUAAAACUGCUAAGGUACUCUCUUCCCUGUACUACUGCGCUGUAUGCCAUAAUACUGUCCCACGCUUCCAUAGAUUCACACUGUAUCUUCACCAGAUGACUGUUUAGUGAUCUAUAGAACCAGAAAGUCAGUGCCUUCUUCAGGGCCACAGGGCUCUGUAUUUUUAUUAAUAAAAAUACACUUUUAAACUCCUCA
Messenger RNA from Pseudophryne corroboree (corroboree frog), 1358 nucleotides. RefSeq names its product M protein, serotype 5-like. NCBI's taxonomy places the organism in Eukaryota, Metazoa, Chordata, Amphibia, Anura, Myobatrachidae. Bases 91 to 957 code for a protein of 288 amino acids. The record is from RefSeq and is a predicted model, not a curated record. The transcript has 2 exons.